AUGAAAGGACUGUACUACGGGACGAGAGAGAGUGUAGGGUUGGCUGAAGAGAUGGUGAAGAGGAAGUUGGUGGGAAGAAGUGAGCUAAGAUUUUUUUAUGGGUAUUGUGGUUGGGAAAAAGAACAGUUGAAAGCAGAGAUUUUGAGAGGGCAUUGGACAGUAGCUGCUUGUAGCUCAAGUGUUGUUGAGCUUGGUUCGGGUGACCAAAGUCAUGGUCUCUGGGAUGAGGUUCUUGGUCUUAUUGGCCCUCAAACUGGUUAUGUUAUCUAA
Eruca vesicaria subsp. sativa (arugula) is the source of this 270-nucleotide messenger RNA. The record is from the annotation of a GenBank genome assembly. Lineage: Eukaryota; Viridiplantae; Streptophyta; Magnoliopsida; Brassicales; Brassicaceae.